AUGUGGACUGGUAUAGGGAAAAUAUUAUUUUUUCAUUUACUAGUUAUGGAACUUUUCUCAGGAAAAGGAACCGAAACUGACUGUGAAGACGGACAGUUUCAAUGCAAUAACAAGAGAUGUAUUCCCACUCUCUGGCGAUGCGACGAUGACGACGACUGCUCUGACAACAGCGAUGAGGAAAACUGCCCGAGGAAGACCUGCGCCCCAACGGAGUUUGCCUGCCAGAACGGGCAGUGUGUGCCAGGACGGUGGCGCUGCGACGGAGAGCCCGAGUGCCCAGAUGGAUCGGACGAGGCUGAUUCCACCUGCAUAAAACAAACGUGCCCUCCAGAGAAGUUUGACUGCGGAGGAAAGUGUGUGUCGUUGUCAUGGCGAUGUGAUGGAGAGAAGGACUGUGAGAACGGGGCAGAUGAGGAAGACUGUGCCUCAGAUGCCCGGGCGUGUCCAGCGGGUGAGUUUCAGUGCCGUAACCAUAAGUGCCUAGCUCCAGUCUAUGUUUGCGACGGUGACGAUGACUGUGGUGAUGCCAGUGAUGAAGAAAAGUGCUCUCCGCCCACCUGCGGCCCUCACGAGUUCCGCUGUAACAGCUCUGAGUGCGUACCACAGCCGUGGAGCUGCGACGGAGACCCUGACUGUUCAGAUGGCUCCGACGAGUGGCCGGAACGCUGCGGGAGCGGGGGCAGCCGUCCUGCCCCGCCCCCUGCCCGCAGGCUACAGUGCAGCGUCGGAGAGUUCCGCUGCAACAGCGGGGAGUGUGUGCGACUCACCUGGAAAUGCGACGGAGACCCAGACUGCAAAGACAAGUCCGACGAGGCCGACUGCCCUCUACUCACCUGCAGGCCAGAUGAGUUCCAGUGUGGUGAUGGUUCUUGUAUCCACGGCACCAAACAAUGCAACAAAGCCUACGACUGUCCUGACAGGAGCGACGAAGCUGGCUGUGUCAACGCGACUAAGUGUGAGGGCCCACUGAAGUUCCUGUGCAGAAAUGGCGAGUGUAUCGACAGUGCCAAGGUGUGUGACGACGUGAGGGACUGUAAGGACCGGUCAGAUGAACCCAAGAAAGAGUGUGGGCUGAACGAGUGUACGAUUAACAACGGCGGCUGCUCCCACAUCUGUGUGGACCGUCCCAUUGGCUACAGCUGCCAGUGUCCUGCGGGAUACAAGCUGCUGGACAAGAGGACGUGUGGAGAUAUUGACGAGUGUGAGAAUCCCGAUGCCUGCAGCCAGAUCUGUAUUAACUACAAAGGCGACUACAAGUGUGAGUGUCACAAGGGCUAUGAGAUGGAUCCCGUGAGCAAGACCUGUAAAGCAGAAGGAAAGAGUCCUUACCUUAUGUUUACCAAUCGCCACGAAAUCCGCCGCAUUGACCUGGUGAAGAGGGACUACACCCAGGUGGUCCCCACACAGAAGAACGCCGUGGCCAUCGAUGUGGACGUGGCCUCAAACCGCAUGUUCUGGUGCGACCGUUUCCACCGCAGGAUCUACAGUGCUUACAUCCAUGAAGCCAGCGAUCCGUCUCGACAUGUCACUCUAAUAGACUCAGACCUGCACUCUCCAGAGGGAUUAGCACUGGACUGGGUCCAACACAAUCUCUACUGGACCGACUCUGGGGACAGAACCAUCUCCGUGGCGAGGGCUGAUGGCAGCAGGCGCAGGGUCCUGAUUGACACGGAGCUGAACGAACCAAGGGCCAUUGCCGUGGAUCCAGAGAGAGGGUUCAUGUACUGGUCGGACUGGGGAAUGAGGCCGAAGAUUGAGAAGGCCGGGAUGAACGGCGUGGAUCGUCAGAUCCUGGUGUCCGAGGACAUUGAGUGGCCCAAUGGGAUUACUCUGGACGUGGUGGGCAAGCGCCUGUAUUGGGUGGACUCCAAACUCAAUCUGAUCUGCAGUGUGGAUUUUAAUGGUGCUCAACGCAGAAUUGUCCUGUCCUCUCAGGAGAGGCUCGGCCAUCCUUACGCCCUCGCUGUGUUCGAGGAUCGAGUGUACUGGACGGACAGAGAGAAGGAGGCGGUGUUCAGUGCUAACAGACUGACGGGGCAGGACGUGACCACCCUCGCCGAAAACCUUCAUGACCCCCACGAUAUAGUCGUUUUUCACGAGCUCAGCCAGCCUGGGGCUCCUGACAGCUGUAACCUGACAGGCAUGAGCAACGGCGGCUGUGACUUCCUGUGUCUCAAAGCUCCGCAGAUCACGGAACAUUCGCCCAAGUACACCUGCGCCUGCCCCGAUGGCGAGGAGCUGGACGUGGACAUGCGCCGAUGUGUCCCCAUUCAAAAUGACUCGGCAACGAUUACUCCCAUCCCUGGCAAUGUCACCAUGGAAACGGUCACUGAAGCGGGUCCGACCAGUGCCCCCUCUGAAGUUGUGACACCCCACACAGACACAGUGACACAUAUCACCAUUUCUCCAGCUCCUAGCAACAGCAACAGCCUUGAUGAAACUGUCUCCUCAAACACUACAGUGAGAGUGACUCAGACACCCACUCAAACCUACAGCACUGCACCCGGGGAAAUCAGCAACCUGUCUCAUCACGCUGGUGGUGAGUUGUUUCUCCUUGGCCGUAAUCUGACAGUGGUGGUUCUUGGCAUUGUUGUUCCCAUAGUUCCUAUCGUUGCCACAGUGGUCUUCGGCGUGGUAUGCACCGGGAUCUACCUGGUCUGGCGCAAUUGGCGGCGGAAGAGCACCAAGAGCAUGAACUUCGACAACCCCGUCUACCGCAAGACCACCGGAGAGACCGAGGAGGACGAGAUCCACAUCGGGCGGACCGACGGCCUCGCCGGGCACCACCAUCACCCUUACCCCGGCCCCGUGGUGGGAAUGGCCACAGUGGGUGCCCACGCGGGGACAUGCCCACCUUUCAUCGCCCUGCCACUAGGUGGCAGCAUCACAGACCCAACCACGCACUGGUACACCGAACAGCCGACUAUGGCCAGUGCAAAGUGA
This is a messenger RNA of Chanos chanos (milkfish), 2943 nucleotides long. RefSeq names its product low-density lipoprotein receptor-related protein 8-like. The coding region runs from base 1 to 2943 and encodes 980 amino acids. Gene Ontology annotation, molecular function: hormone binding; protein binding; calcium ion binding. The record is from RefSeq and is a predicted model, not a curated record. NCBI's taxonomy places the organism in Eukaryota, Metazoa, Chordata, Actinopteri, Gonorynchiformes, Chanidae. The transcript has 18 exons. Gene Ontology annotation, cellular component: apical plasma membrane; plasma membrane; signaling receptor complex. Gene Ontology annotation, biological process: receptor-mediated endocytosis.